UACUCCUUCAAACAUCUUUUGCCUUUUUUCUUAUUUUGCAGGCAACCUGCAGGCCCCUCUGGGUUACGACAAGUUCAGCUACUCGUGGCGCAGCAAGAAGGGCACCCGGUUCCACCAGUCGAUAGGGAAGCAUUACUCGUCUGGCUACGGUCAGGGAGACACGCUGGGCUUCUUCAUCGAGCUGCCGGACGGCACGGAGACGGCCAAAGCUCUGCCGGACACGUACAAGGACAAGGCGCUGAUUAAGUUCAAGAGCUACCUGUACUUUGAGGAGAAGGACUACGUGGACAAAGCAGAGAAAAGCCUGAAGUCCAUGAGCUCCAGCAGGAUGAUAUUCUUUAAGAACGGCGUGAGCCAAGGCGUCGCCUAUGAGAACCUGUUUGAAGGAAUGUACUUUCCCGCCAUCUCUCUCUACAAGAGCUGCACGGUUUCGGUCAACUUCGGGCCACUUUUCAGACACGCUCCAAAAGACCUCAAGUACCAGCCGAUGAGUGACAUGGGCUCGGGAGCUGUGAUCGAACACACACUGGCCGACAUGCUGUUCCACGUGGAGACGGAUGUGGACGGACGACGCAGCCCGCCGUGGGAAGGAUGAACACGGCCCCCGAAUUCAGUACGCCCCCCCUCCCCCCACACACUGAAAUGUCAAAACAUUGCACCACAAGCUGCAGUCAGCUGUGGCUCAGAGAAGUCGUGUCUGAUUUCUACUAGUUUUGCAAAACAGGAAGUUAAAAGCUAACAAAUAGGCUCUAAACCGAUCACAGAGCUGGACGGCUGCUUACUGUGCAGACGUCCGCUCUGAACAUUUAACGACUAAAUCAGCUUCUGCUGUAGAAUCUGUAUAUGUUGAAGUUA
Anarrhichthys ocellatus (wolf-eel) is the source of this 855-nucleotide messenger RNA. RefSeq names its product set1/Ash2 histone methyltransferase complex subunit ASH2-like. The transcript has 5 exons. Gene Ontology annotation, cellular component: Set1C/COMPASS complex. Gene Ontology annotation, molecular function: protein binding; transcription cis-regulatory region binding. The annotation marks the transcript as partial. NCBI's taxonomy places the organism in Eukaryota, Metazoa, Chordata, Actinopteri, Perciformes, Anarhichadidae. The record is from RefSeq and is a predicted model, not a curated record.